CCAAUGAAACCCAGACACUAACGAACACAAUGACGCCAUUAACGCCACCGUGAAGCUCAUCAUCACGUUCCUCCUCUCUCCGCCGAAAUUAACCUUCUCCGUCGUCGUCCCUGUUUCCUUAGAGACACAAUUUCACACGUGUGUCUCUCAUCGCCUACUUGAAAACUCGAACUCUGUUUUAAAGACAAAGAGAUGGAAGCGAGAAGCGAACUGAACCUUAAAGUUUACGAUAUUUUCAAAGAGUUUAUGACAGGGAUCACAAAACUUGAGGAACUAGGGAAUGCUGCAAACACUUUUCUUCUACGGUUUCAGCAAGGACUCUGCUUGCUCAAAUGCUCUCCAAUGCUCACUUCGUCCACUUUGAUCAAGAACCUUAUCAAGAGCAAUGAAACAAGACGGCUAAAAUCGUAUAUAGAUUCCGGCUGUAUUAACAUCGAUGAUGCUGCAAAAAGCACAAAGGCUUUGCAUACAUCCCUAUCAGGACUUUCUGACCAUCUGAUCAAAGCUCAAAGUCUGUUAUCUGAGCUUGAGCGUCUCACCGAUGAGGCAGCCCUUGCAAUUGAGACUGCAACAACAACACAGCUAGAUGUAGAAUCAUGUGAUGAGUUACGACAGGUAACGAGUGAUGAGGAGAAUGAGAUUGUACAUUUUCUUCAAGAACCUGAAGUUAUAGAGUACGCUACAGUUAUUGCAGUGGUUUACAGUAUGGUGAAGCAGAACUACGUUAUGCAGGAAAAGAUUGUGAGAUCGCUUAGUUUGAAGACAUCAUUUGAUGAGCUAGAUUCUUACACUAUGAUGUGGUCAUUGCGUCCGUUUGUAGAAGACAAGAUUAUGAACAGAGCAUGGAAAUGUAUCUACUAGUACACACAUUAUUCAGUUAAUUUUGUUUGAUUAAUUUGUUA
Brassica napus (rape) is the source of this 902-nucleotide messenger RNA. RefSeq lists its product as uncharacterized. The transcript is spliced from 8 exons. Bases 193 to 861 code for a protein of 222 amino acids. Lineage: Eukaryota; Viridiplantae; Streptophyta; Magnoliopsida; Brassicales; Brassicaceae. The record is from RefSeq and is a predicted model, not a curated record.